GAGAGCUCCCAAUCGUAUUCGUACAACGACACCACGCCAACGGCUUGGCCGGGUCAGAUGUGUACCAAAUGCCUCACAAAAUAGACCACAACGCUAACCUGGCUGCUUUACAGGCAGAGCGUGUAGAUAAGAUCAUUGCUGUGUGCUGUGUGGGUUCGUUAACGGAGAGCAUCCCCAUAGGUACACUCCUUCUACCCGAUGAUUACUUCUCUCUGUUUGGUCCGCUCACGUCGUUCUACAACAGUGAGAAGGCGCAUGUGGUGCCGGGGAUCGAUUUGGAGUUGAGGAAUGAGAUCAGUG
This is a messenger RNA of Sphaeroforma arctica JP610, 300 nucleotides long. RefSeq lists its product as hypothetical. Gene Ontology annotation, cellular component: cytosol. The record is from RefSeq and is a predicted model, not a curated record. NCBI's taxonomy places the organism in Eukaryota, Ichthyosporea, Ichthyophonida. The transcript has a single exon. Gene Ontology annotation, molecular function: S-methyl-5-thioadenosine phosphorylase activity. Gene Ontology annotation, biological process: nucleoside metabolic process. The annotation marks the transcript as partial.